Molecule: messenger RNA, 1327 nt
Organism: Paramecium octaurelia
Lineage: Eukaryota; Ciliophora; Oligohymenophorea; Peniculida; Parameciidae
Source: the annotation of a GenBank genome assembly
UAAAGAAUCAAAUAAUUAUGGACAUGGAUUUGCUCAGUUUUACGUGUAUUAGACCUCAUACUUUUUUUUCUAAAACUUAUUAUUUGAAAGUGAUGGAUGAUGAAGUUUUAAUAUCAGCUGUAACCUUAUGAUUCUAAUAUUCAGUUUAGCAAUUAUUAGAACCCGAAAUACCGCAUAGAACUUAAAUUAACAACAUAAAUUUUAUGGAAAAUGGGAAAGCAAUCAUUAAAAGCAUUUGGAAUAGUUUACCAGAAUAAAAUUAAAUAUUUUGAAGCAUCUCAAAUGCAUCUUGAAUCUUUGAAAAAUACUAUUGGUGGUAGGGUGAUUUACAGAAACAUGGCUUCAUUUUAUGAACCAGUUAAAUUGAUAGGAGAAGGAUUGUCAGCCAAAGUAAAAUAAUUUAUUAAAUUAGGUAUUUUAAAGCAUUGAUAAGAAAAGUAAAAAUGCAGUAGCUGUAAAAAUGAUAAAACAGGAGUUUGGAAGGGAAGACCAAGCAUUGGUAUAUAAAUAAAUUUAAUUUCCUUUUAAGGACAUUGUCAAAACGGAAGUGUCAAUCUUAAAGUAGUUAAACCAUCAGAACAUAAUAAAGGUACUCGAAGUCUAUGAGAACGAUUAGACAUUUUGGAUAGUCCAAGAAUUUGUAGCAGGGACUCCACUGAGUGAGACCCUGAAACAAAAGCUUCCUAGCGAUCAGAUUAAAACCAUAAUGAUUGUAUAAUUAGAUAAUAAAGUGAUAGGGUCUCUUGAACACAAUAAGUUACUUACAAUCUCAAAAAAUAGUCCAUAGAGACAUCAAGCCAGAGAAUAUCAUAAUAUAGAAAGACAAUUCUAUAAAAGUGAUAGAUUUUGGAUUCGCAGCAAAUCUGAAGUUCGGGUCAGUCAGUAGUGUUUGUGGAACUCCAGGAUAUUAUGCACCUGAGGUGUUGAGACAGAAAGAAUCCAGCUACAAUUCAGACAUGUUUAGUGUAGGGGUUGUUCUAUUUAAUUUGUAAGGAAUUCCUAAAAAAUUAUUAGAAUAACAAAUCAACCGAUGCUUAAAUCUAAGAUGUACAAUGCAUAACAAUAUGUGCCAGAUGAAGAGGCAGCGGAUCUUCUCAAGAGGAUGUUGGAAGUGGAUCCGACCAAGAGAAUUACGGCCACACAAGCCUUGGAACAUCCUUAUUUCAAGGACAAGAUGGAGAAAACUAGUUAUGAGAAGUAGGAUAGUCAUUACCCUUCAGAAAAUAAAAUUAUAUAAUAAUAAUAGUAGUUAAAUAAUCAAUAAUAUCAGCAGAAGAAAAGCAAUAAGAGCCUGGAUGCUAAAACUACGAAUGUUAUUGACUAAUGA